Fukomys damarensis (Damara mole-rat) is the source of this 2632-nucleotide messenger RNA. It is a transcript of the gene Sparcl1, whose product is annotated as SPARC like 1. Bases 404 to 2362 code for a protein of 652 amino acids. The transcript is spliced from 11 exons. Gene Ontology annotation, molecular function: protein binding; extracellular matrix binding; collagen binding. NCBI's taxonomy places the organism in Eukaryota, Metazoa, Chordata, Mammalia, Rodentia, Bathyergidae. The record is from RefSeq and is a predicted model, not a curated record. Gene Ontology annotation, biological process: anatomical structure development; signal transduction.
GAGAGUGUGAGGGAGGGCUGUUAACUCCCUGCAUGCCAGCAGAAUUAGAUUUCCCUUCCCUUUGGGUUUGCUCUGCCGGCAGAGCGAGCCGAGCCCCGCUGCUAGAGAAGGGCAGGAAUCUGCAGCAAAAUCGAUGACAGUCUGAAAUCCUCACUAGUGCCAACCUCCAAAGUCUCGUCUGUCACUGCAGACCCUGACUAGUUGAAAGGGCAGCAGAAUUUCAACUCCAGUGGUCUUGAUUGCUUCUGGGCAAAGAAGCAGAGCUAACAAGGGAAGGGAUGUAAAGAGUUUCUCUUGGGCUUUUAUCAAACUUUUAUUUCCUGGCUGUGUGCAAAGAGGAGAUCCAACUUCAAUUUUCUGCCGAGGCUCUGGGUCCAGCCACCUACCUGAAGGUCUAGAAACCAUGAAGACUGAACUUUUUUUCCUAUGUCUCUUGGGAACCACAGCUGCAAUCCCGACAAAUGCAAGAUUUUUAUCUGAUCAUUCCAAACCAACCGCUGAAACACUGGUAACACCCAAAAAUAAGGAAAUCCCUACUGAAAGAAUUGAAGCUGCAAACAAUGAAAAGGAAACUACAGCUUCCACAGAAAAUGAUCCCAACCAUAAGGAUGAACAAUCUUCAGUAUUAACUUCAGAAGAGGGAACCCACAAACAGUCUGCCGAACAGGACAAGAACCACAGCCACGAGCUGGGCUUGGGAGAUCAGGACAGCGAUGACGAUUUAAGUGUGAAAGUAGAGUUUUCACCAACUGAAGGUAACUUCGAGCCAAAAGAAGAUACAAGCGAGUCACAAAAGAAAAAUCUCCCAGAGAACAUUGAUUUCCCGGCCACCAGUGCUAGUUCCUUUGUGGAUUCUAACCAACAAGAAAACAUCACACAGGGAGAAGAAAACGAAGAACAGCCUGUAAAUGAUUCACACCUUCAGUUGAUCAAGAACAGUACACAGAACCAAGACCUAAAAGAAGAAGAAAGUCAAGAGCAGGAUCUAAAUAUUCCCAAUGGAGAAGAGGAAGAGGAAAAAGAUCCAGGGGAAGAUGGCACCCCCAUGGAUAACCCAGACAGUGAGAAAGAAUUUCCAGAGGAAAAUUUUAACAGCAAGCAGGAAGAAGACAAUAAGCACUCUGAUGAUACCUUGGACACAUCCAGUCAACCGACUCAAGUAAGCAAGAUGCAGGAGGAUGGGCCUGAGCAAGGUAACCAGGAAGAAGAAGAAGACAAUUCUAAUGCAGAAACAGAAGAAGACAGGGCCUCAAACAUCCAUAAACACAUUCAAGAUACUGAAUGGCAGAGCCAAGAAGGAGAAACGGGCCUUGAGGCUCUUGGCAAUCUUAAGGACACAGAUAAAAAGUCUGUUUCUGAGGCUCUGCUCAUCGGUCCUACUGAUGAUAGUCACAUGGCACCCAGAAAUCAUGGGGCUGAUUCUGAUGGGGGUAAUGAGGACGCAAAGCACAGUGCAGGUGAUGACUACUUUGUCCCAAGCCAGGACUUUAUAGAGGUUGAAAAGUCCCAAUCCAUGUCCUAUCACCUCAAAUAUGAAGAGGAGAGAGAAAGAGCACGUAAGAAUGAGAAUGUAGACACCCGUGAGCCCGGAGACCACCAAGGGGCCAAGAAAGCGCAGAGCUCAUCCAAUGAAGAGACUUGGAGUGAAGGCCACACGCGGGAACACAGUGUUGAUUCCUGUGUGAACUUCCAGUGUAAAAGAGGGCACGUCUGCAAGGCUGAGCCACAGGGAAAACCCCACUGUGUCUGCCAAGACCCGGAGACUUGUCCUCCAGCAAAACCCCUUGAUCAAGCUUGUGGCACUGACAACCAGACCUACGUGAGCUCCUGUCAUCUGUUUGCCACUAAGUGCCGACUGGAGGGGACCAAAAAGGGACACCAACUGCAGCUGGAUUAUUUUGGGGCCUGCAAAUCUAUUCCUGUUUGUACGGACUUUGAAGUGGCUCAGUUUCCUCUACGAAUGAGAGACUGGCUCAAAAAUAUCCUCAUGCAGCUUUAUGAACCUAAUCCUAAACAUGCUGGGUAUCUAAACGAGAAGCAGAGAAGUAAGGUCAAGAAAAUCUACCUGGAUGAGAAGAGACUCUUGGCUGGGGACCAUCCCAUUGAACUUCUCUUAAGGGACUUUAAGAAAAACUACCAUAUGUAUGUGUAUCCUGUACACUGGCAGUUUAAUGAACUUGACCGGCAUCCUAUGGACAGGGUGUUGACACAUUCUGAGCUUGCUCCUCUGCGUGCUUCUCUGGUACCCAUGGAACACUGCAUAACCCGCUUCUUUGAAGAAUGUGACCCCAACAAGGACAAGCACAUCACCUUGAAGGAGUGGGGCCACUGCUUUGGAAUUAAAGAAGCUGCCCUUAUAUAAGCAUAUUUGGCUGGGCUUUCUCUUAACCUGUCCUUCCUGUCUGCGGAUCUCAACCUUGCACCAGCAGUACCUGCAAGGAUGUCUGUAUGUCUGCAUGACACUGGUCCAUCCCUGGAGAUUCUACUUCCAGAAGCCAUGGAUAAGGCCCAAGAAUAUGUAUUUUUUAAAGAUCAUGAGUAAUGCCGAUGCUCUACUAGGGUUGUCAGUCACCACUGUACCGCUGUAUUAGGUUUCUCUGAUCCUCCAGUUCUAACACUGUUUGUUCAUGCA